UUUUAGGAUGGGAUUUAACAGCUGCACACUGUAAAGAGUCAACAUGGGACAAACUCACCACAAUGAGAAAUCCGAGCAAGUAGAGAUCGACGUCAUUACACUUCAGAACAUGUACAAAAAGUUUGUGAUUGAGUGCCCGAGCGGCCUUUUGUUUUUGCAUGAAUUUAAGAAGUUUUUUGGAGUCGGACCCUCGGGGGAAGCGUCGGAUUACGCCGAGAGCAUGUUUCGAGCCUUUGACAAAAACGGGGACAACACAAUAGAUUUCUUGGAGUUCGUAGCUGCUCUGAACUUGGUGUUCAGAGGGGAUUUAGAACACAAGCUGAGAUGGUCAUUCAAAGUGUAUGACAAGGAUGGCAAUGGCUUUAUAGACAAAGCUGAACUCAAAGCCAUUGUUGAAAUUAUAUUUCACAUCAGGAAAGUAGGAAGGAAAGAUCCAGAUGUGUCCCCUGAGGAAAUCUGUGAAAGAAUCUUUAAAGUGAUAGAUGUAGAUGGAGAUGGUCAGAUAACACUGGAGGAGUUCUUAGCAGGAGCUCAGAAAGAUCCAUGGAUUCUUAACCUGUUGCGUUUAGACAUGAAUCCCUAUAGCUGGGUGGUGGAACAGAGAAGGAAAAGUGCUCAUUUCUGAGAUAAAACUCUCAACAGGAAAUCCUGAAUAUUCCAGAUG
Silurus meridionalis is the source of this 664-nucleotide messenger RNA. Its product is annotated as guanylyl cyclase-activating protein 2-like. The transcript has 4 exons. Gene Ontology annotation, molecular function: calcium sensitive guanylate cyclase activator activity; calcium ion binding. Gene Ontology annotation, biological process: visual perception. Gene Ontology annotation, cellular component: photoreceptor inner segment; cone photoreceptor outer segment. Lineage: Eukaryota; Metazoa; Chordata; Actinopteri; Siluriformes; Siluridae. The record is from RefSeq and is a predicted model, not a curated record. Bases 44 to 625 code for a protein of 193 amino acids.